GCAGACUGCAAAGAGUGCAAAUAUCAUCAGUUUUCUGCCGGACACGUGAGAGUUAAUGUGAGCUUAUCAGCGUGUGUGCUUGGUGAACAGUGACGCGAUUUUUACGUUUAAUUAUAAAUAACACGAUAUUUACGUAUUUAGCUUCAGUAUUACUAUUUACUAAUCGACGAAUUGAUGUAAUUUGUGAAUAGUGUAUUUUUUUUAAACGGUUAAUAAAUAGCUACUGGUAUAGCGUGGUAAGAAUAUUUGUUAUGCUACAUGUACAUGCAACACAACAAAUAUAUUCCUUGUACCGGCUUAAAGCUUAUUAUUCGUACAAAAUGUAAACAGCUAUUUUUUUACCGGCAUUUUAAAACGAAAGUAGAAAGGCUUUGAACCGUUCUUCACUGCGUUAGCGUAUAUUUUAUAUCAGUCAAUGUUACUGGGAAAAUGAAGGUCACUAGGGACAAAUUUCAUUAAUUUUCAUGUGCUUGGUAGAAAUAAAAUGACUGAUUUAUUCUUUAUGCAGCUAUGACUACCUAUGUUACGCAUGGAUUUUUUACACUUGUUCGUUAAAUUAUAUAUUAUUUAUUAUCGAUUUUACUAUGGUAUGCUUCCUUAAGAUAAAGAAAAUAUUAAGUGCAUGGUAUGGAACCUAAGUGUGUUUAAUUUUAUAAUUUAUAAAAUAUUUUUAGUUAUAAAUAAUAGGCACUUUCGUAUAAUUAGGUAGGUAGGUAUAAUGCUUCGCUAGAAGUAAUAGUGUUCUGUGGUAUAAUGACAAAAUGUUUCCUUCAUCGGUGAUUCAUUAAUGACAGAUCAUUCGAAGUUAAUUUUAUUUAAAUAUUAAUAACUAAGAGAUAGUUAUAGUUAUUAAUAUUUAAAUGUAUUUUAUAUGCCGUAUUUAAAUGUCUUAUAUACGAUAGUUGGCUAUCGAAAGGAUACAUAGAUUAGUCAUAUUUUGUGUGUAAGGGAAUCGGUAUUUUAAAAGCACUGCACGCAAUGUAUGAUAAAUGUUACGCGGCGGUGGGAGUUCAGCUGCCUUUCCUGUUCAAUUACGCAUUCAGUAAUUAGGAAUCUGCUCAUGCUGAUAUGAAAAAUACAUACUUGACAAACGAAUGUAAUACCUUUAAGCUUCGAGAUCAAAAAUGUUUCCCUUAUGUGUUCUGUCGAAAAUCAAUAAAAACAAAAUUAGUGACUUCAAAACAAUUACUUAUCUAAUUUAUAAGAACAAAUUACAAUUUAAAAUUGUUGAAAUAACAGACCAAUAUGGCGCCCAAUGUAAAGGAUGCAAAUGGUGUUCUCUUUGAAAAUGAUGCUGAUACUCCAGACUUAGGACUGUCCAGCACACCUGUACAGCAAGCCGACAACUACCCAAAGAAACUAGUUUGGAGGAAUAUAAUACUUUUUACAUACCUUCAUAUUGCUGCGUUGUAUGGAGGCUACCUUUUCUUAUUUCAUGCGAAAUGGCAAACAGACCUAUUUGCCUAUAUAUUGUAUGUAAUGUCAGGACUUGGCAUCACAGCAGGUGCACAUAGAUUAUGGGCACAUAAAUCAUACAAAGCAAAGUGGCCUCUACGUGUUAUCCUUAUCAUCUUCAAUUCCUUGGCUUUUCAGGAUUCUGCUUUAGAUUGGGCACGUGAUCAUCGCAUGCAUCAUAAAUACUCCGAGACUGAUGCCGACCCACAUAAUGCCACACGAGGUUUCUUUUUCUCUCACAUUGGCUGGCUUCUAGUGAGGAAACAUCCAGAACUGAAGAGAAAGGGCAAGGGUCUCGACCUAAGUGACUUAUAUGCUGAUCCCAUUCUUCGAUUCCAGAAAAAGUACUAUUUAAUUCUGAUGCCAAUCGCUUGCUUCAUUUUGCCAACAGUGAUUCCGGUGUAUUUUUGGAAUGAGUCUUGGAUUAACGCGUUCUUCGUUGCGACUCUUUUCCGUUAUACAUUUAUUUUGAAUGUCACAUGGCUAGUGAACUCCGCUGCUCACAAAUGGGGUGGAAAACCCUACGACAAGAAUAUCAAGCCAUCCGAGAACAUCUCCGUGUCGGUGUUUGCACUCGGCGAGGGAUUCCACAACUACCACCACACAUUCCCAUGGGACUACAAGACAGCGGAACUCGGUAACAACAGAUUAAACUUCACCACCAAUUUCAUCAAUUUCUUUGCUAAAAUUGGAUGGGCAUACGAUUUGAAAACUGUAUCUGACGAGAUCAUAAAGAACCGUGUGAACCGCACCGGUGAUGGCUCUCACUACCUCUGGGGCUGGGGCGAUAAAGAUCUGGACAAAGAGGAAAUAAAGCAAGCCAUCCGCAUCAAUCCUAAGGACAAUUGAUCAUAUGGAACAAACGACAGUAGUUGUGUACUAAUAACGAAUAAAUCGGUCUUACGGUUAUUUGGAUUUAAAUUACACAGAUUAUAAUGUACCUUCAUUUAGGGUCAUCUAAAUUGAAAAAUAAAUAAUGCAUGUUUCUAUUUACAUAAUAGUUGUAUAUUUCUAGCCUCUUGUACUGUAUUGACGAUUUUCACAUUCAUUAUAGUGUUGAUUGUCCAAAUAGACCUGUGGUAGGCACAUGAGUAGAGCUUUGGCACAUAUUUUGACAAUUAGUUGCACUCCUUACAAAAAUUACUAGCACUGAAUUUUGAUUAGUUUGAUGUGGUUGAGUGUGAACUGUAAUUUGUAGUCUUGGCUGUGUUGAUGUUCGUUACCGAUGGUAACUACUCGUUCGUCUGUCGUUAUAGAAAAUUAAAAAAAAAACUUUUCCGUCUAUUUAUUGUUCCACAUGCAAAAUGUUCAAACCUUACCCAAACAUCAUGCCACAUUUUGAGACUUAAAUGAAUUUGAAACUUAGAAAUUUGAAUGAACACUCUAUUUUUCAUUGAAUUGUUCGUCCCAUUUCAAAUAUAUAUUAAUAAUAUACAACACGAGGAUCUGCUAUAAUAAUUAUUUAAUACAAAUAACAGGGUUGGCGAUUUUGUGUUAGUGGAACUUUGUUGCAAUAAUGUAACUAUAUCGACUAUAUUAUUACUAUUUUAAUUACGUAGAUACACGAAAUUUUUGUACGUAAAUUUUUUCAUUGACUAUGUCAGAAUCUUGAACCCAGUUAAUUUAUAGAAAAUUAGUUUUGGCCUUUUUAGCAAAAUAAGGUUCUUAACUUUAAACAGCAAGGGAAAAUAUAUAAUAAUAUUUUCUCCCUGCCAUACCAAAUACUUAUGAUUGGUUGAAUUCUUCCUACCAAUUCUUCCUACCUUUCAUUCUUGUAAUUGAAAUGAUAACUACUUUUAAAUGAUAAUUUAAAAGUAGCCAUUAUUUACAGGUUUUAGGUAUUUGCUGACAAUCAAUUUGCCAAAUUUAUUUCCAUUGCUUUUUAUUAACAAGAGGCUUUUAACUUUCCAAAUUAAACUUCACUAUUAGGUAUAUAAUAUUGUAGUGACUAAAUAUAAAUGAUUAAUGUUGUACGAAUUCGAGUGACGAAAAAGGAAAAUCAGCGGCGUUUGACGUCGAACGCCGAAUAUAAAAUGAGAGAGCAAGAAAAAAAAGUUACAAAAAAACUUUUAAAGUUAUUAAAUUAAGUUUUUACUGCGAUAAAAUGUAAUUUGCGUUACAAAACAUUAGCAUUGUAGACCACAUAAUGUAUUUAUUUGUUGAAACGUAAACUAGUCUUAUUAAUUAUGUGAGAGAAUACAAAAUCAUUUAACCAAUUACGAGUAUAUCAUAAAGUGUCACAGAACGUUAUUUUUAAGUUUAUAUUAUGUGGUAUAUUGGAACGAGAAGGGCACCUACUAGAAAUGUCAAUAAUUAUAUUAUUAAGCGGAAGAUCUACUUUUCUUUAUGGCCUUUCGUUAAAAGUAUGUAUGAUUUAUAUAAAAUUAUAAACUAUUGCAAUUGCCUAUUUGAUCGCAGACACUUCGCACGCGGUAGAAGUAAACUUCGCCUAGCAACUGCCCUUGAGGUAGGUCUCCUCCGGAGGUGCUUGAGCAGCUGUUGGCAAAUUCCUUUCCUCCUGACUGAGCUCGCACACCUGUCCUGGUGAAAUUGGAAAGGCCUCUGGACCAGCAGUAAUCCUUCAUUCCUAUUCCUAUAGAAUCCUAGGAUUCAGCUGCAAGAGAAUGAAACCGAAAAUUUCCGAAGUUUUUAAUUUUUUCUUUUGAAUAUAUUUAUGUAUUUGGUAUCGCUUUUCGAGUGUCAUAUCCGUUACACAGACUCCUAAAUCGUAACAGUGUUAAUGAAAUUAUCACUUAAAUAAACAAUAAUAGGCACAUAUUAAUUGAGAUAUAAAAAAAAAAUGCACAUUAUUUAUGUAUGUCUUAGACUUGACGCCUCCAUUUUACAAACGCGCAAUGAAAAUUUUGAGUGAAAACUCAAGUUAUAGGAAAGUUUUUAUUGCAUUAAUGGAGGAAUGGAGGCGUUCAAAAUUGCGAUUCGCUGUAUGCGAUACGUAAGUCGGUCAUCGGUUAGUAACAGUAUGAAAAGUAACGUGUAAUGGACUGACAAGGAAAAAGGAAUUGUGAUAAUGUUUAGAACGGUUAAUGGUUAAACCAAUUUAAUUCUAUAAGAGUCUUCAACAAAGCUUGUUGGUUAACUCUAUAAGUGUAUUUAGUCGCCUUGUAUUAUUUGGCAAGGUCUCCUGCAACCAUAUUUGUUAGACAAUAAUUUUACUAACAAAAUUAUGAUUAAAACCAGAGAACAUUUACGGAACGAAAUACAUUACCAUAUCUAAAAAUACAAGUUUUGUUUUUAUAAUUUGUUAUAAGCCCUAACGUUUUUAAAAGCUAUGUACGAAGUGUAAUCAAUAUAAUACAUAACGUAGAACUUGGUUAUUUUUACUCGUAUGAUAAAAAAAUGUUUUUCCGUUUGAAGUUUAUUUUAAAAAUUCAAGAUAAAUAGCUAUUUUAAUAUUUUUCGUUUUUGUUUGAAGUUACAGUGUCCACAGGUGAGCACUGCGAAUGUUUUAGUUACGCUUUGGUUUAGGAGAUGCGUUUAGUUUUGUUCAAACUUUUAAGAGAUUUUCAUGCAAAAUACUGUAUGUUGUUUAAACUACUUUAAAUUACAACACUAUAAUAACUGAAA
Messenger RNA from Bombyx mori (domestic silkworm), 5040 nucleotides. It is a transcript of the gene DESAT4, whose product is annotated as fatty acid desaturase. The transcript is spliced from 5 exons. The coding region runs from base 1246 to 2304 and encodes 352 amino acids. Gene Ontology annotation, biological process: unsaturated fatty acid biosynthetic process. Gene Ontology annotation, cellular component: endoplasmic reticulum membrane. Gene Ontology annotation, molecular function: stearoyl-CoA 9-desaturase activity; iron ion binding. NCBI's taxonomy places the organism in Eukaryota, Metazoa, Arthropoda, Insecta, Lepidoptera, Bombycidae. The record is from RefSeq and is a predicted model, not a curated record.